Conger conger (European conger) is the source of this 1615-nucleotide messenger RNA. RefSeq names its product latexin (gene lxn). The record is from RefSeq and is a predicted model, not a curated record. NCBI's taxonomy places the organism in Eukaryota, Metazoa, Chordata, Actinopteri, Anguilliformes, Congridae. Gene Ontology annotation, molecular function: metalloendopeptidase inhibitor activity. The transcript is spliced from 7 exons. Bases 189 to 1127 code for a protein of 312 amino acids.
ACAUCCGUCUACACAUUCUUCUGUUCGGAAAGUUGGACGUUUAAUGGAAGGGGAGUUAGAGAGUUUGUUUACAGAAGAGUCGUGGUAUCUGGAGAGCGUCAGACUCUUAUCUGUGUGCUUGUGUAAUCGGCGCAGUCGUAUAAACACACGCAGGGCUGUCUCUCCCGCAGUUCCGCCCGCAGCAAGCCAUGAGCUGGUCCCUGUGUGCUGUCGUCAUCGUCCUGUCGCUGCUCCAGGGGUCCCCCGCCGUCGGGGGCCCCCAAACCCAGGAUCACAACAGCACCCAUCACCACGGCGAACGGGGUGACGUCUUUAACCACACUGCGCUGACAGGACAGGACAUGUCUGCAGUGGAGCUGAACCCAGCACACUACCCUGCCAGCAGAGCUGCUGCAGUCGCCCUGCACUACCUCAACACCCAGCACGGCUCCCCCUACAGGUGGCUGGGGCUAGUGCGCGUCCUGAGAGCCACACUGGAGGAAGUGGGCGAUAAAGGCAGGAAGUACAAUGUGACAUUCUCAGUGAACGACACGGUGUCUGAUCAAUCUGCAGGUGUGUGCUCAUCAGAGGUGCUGUUUCCAGCCAAUGAGGAGCAGGCACCACCCCAUCUGGCCCCGCCCUCUCAGGCCCCGCCUCAGGUGCACUGCUCCUGUGAAGAGCUGCUCAAGACCAAUACCACCGAAGAAGAGCAGGCUCUCUACCUGCAGCUGAAGAGCAACAGCAGCCUGGUGACCAGCCAGCACCUGCCAGACAGCUACGGCAACAUGGCUCCAGAGAUGAAACCAUUCUGGCAUCUGGGGGGCGUGGCCUCCAGCUUUGUGAUGCUGAAAUCAUCCAAUGAGAGCAGCCUGUACAACAUGGCCCAGGUGGCUAACGUCACACAACUGGAAACCCAGAAUGACACACUGAUGUUCCAGUACCACGUCCUGCUCCACGAAAUGGUGUCUCAGGAGAUAAUCCACUGGAAGCUGCAGGUCUCCUGGUGUCCAGCAGAGGGAGUGAGAGUGCUCAACGCAGAGUGGCAGCCAAAAUGCCAGCACUGUGUAGUGCCUCCAACCAACAUCACAAGCCUCACACCACCCCCACUGCAACCGCACCCAAACACCACCCAGAUACCCCCAUCCUAACGCCCCUACCCCACCGCAAGACCGCCCAAACACCACCCAGAUACCCGCAUCCUAAAGCCACAAGCUUAACGCUACCCCAAAACCACCGCACCCUAAACACUAAAACAACCAUCUCAACACCAGCAACCUACACCCCAACAUCUGAGCUACUCACACACACUCAUACACACACGUACGCACACUCACACACUCGCAAACAGACACUCAUACACACACACACACACACUCACACACACACACACCGCUCAUUCUUGCAAUACUGUUUACCUCAGCACUGAUGGUACAGAACUGUAAGACCAGUGAGUGGGGUGGGGUGUGGGGGGGAGCUGGGGGCAGAUGGAGGAGAGUGGGGUACUGCAGCAGGGCAGAUUCACAGCGUUCUGCACCCUGCCACAGUGUGUGACAGCAAGACGACCUGAAGCCCGUUCACUGUGUAAAAACUACACUGCUGGAGCAAUAACUUCCCAAUAAAAACACAACCCUCUGAA